ACGUUUGAGCGCCAUGUUAUUUUGUUGCGCGUGCGUUCUUUAUAAAUGCAGAAAUAUCUUGCGAUCAUCCCAAUCCUAUAGUUUGUAAGGUCAUACUCACGUCUUGCCCGUUGUUGUGGUGAGCAGUUUAUCGAUUUUCCAACUCUAAAAUGUCCGGUGUGAAGAAAUGGACUUUGCUGGCAAUGCUUCUUUGUUUAGCAGUUGGCAGCGAGAGUAGGAGAAAACUGAAAAGAGACCAGUAUGAAAGCUUGAAGUCUGUAGAAGAAGUAGAAGAGGCAAAUGAAGAUGACGCUGGGGAUUACGAUGAGUUAGAGCCCUGCCAAUGCGGAGUAUUCAUGUCCCAGCAAGUGGGAGUGAAGCAGGGGCUCCGACGGGCGCGACCUAGGGGCCCCCCGGAAGGAGAGCCCGUGGUGACCUACGACACUGACUCCCCUAGCUUGCCUUGUGGGACUGGGGGCUUCAAACACUGUGUUAGCAAGUGUCUUGAUGUGAUCCUGAAAUACCUGCCCCGCGCUGGCCCAGUCAUCUGCGGCGCGGUGGAGCGCGACAUCCAUAGAGAGAAGGCGUUCCUCUUCAUCAAAAACUGCGGUGGCGAGUGGCAGCCCACCAGCUUCUCCGCAGGCAAGGAGUUCUGUUGCACUGACGGACAGCAUCACAAGUGCUGAUUAUAUAUUACCAUACGUAGCUGUAGCUAGUGCAUUCUUUUUUAUUAAGAACGAGCGUGAGGCAGCACACAAAUCGGACAGCAUCACAAAUGCUGAUGCAAUAUUAUCAUCUAUAUAUAGCCCAUUCUUCUUCGUCAAGAUCUGCGAUGAUGAGUGUAAGCCCAUGACUGUGGCAAGGAGUUUUACUGCACAAGUGCUGAUAGCAGUAUAAGACUCAAUAAGGUACAUAUAUGUACCUUAUUGAAACUGCUACAAAAAGCUGUGAUGAUGAUGUAUCAGCACUUGUGCAGUAAAAUCAGCAGAUGUAAUGACAUCUGCUGAUUCGAAACUUGAUACUUUCUCUAGCACUGUUAGAUUGUGUCUUGAUUUAGAAUGAAUCUCCAUCAUUUGUGAGAUCAUAGGACUUGAAAAUAGUAUGUACGAGGAGAUGGUUCUCAGAGCGUUUCGACCGCUGCGGCUGCGCUGUCAUUACGAUCCAAAUUCAAUCAAAUUCAUAAAAUUGAAAUUACCACAAUAAACUAAUUCUUGUCUUGUUAAAAUUUGAAAAAUUGUAAUGACAACGUAGCCGCAGCGGUCGAAACAUUCUUAGAACCAACCAUAAACAUGCACGAAGCUUACCUAUUGUAAAAUAAUUUAUUAUUGGUAUAAUUUAUUGUAAUUAUUGCUAUUAAGUAGGUAGCCAUUUUAAUUAUUUUAUACGUUACUAAAUUUCUAUCUCGUAUUAGUUUGAAAAAAAUAUUUUUUUCAUACUUAUUUUCCUUGGACGUGUUUGAGUCCUAUGAACAUUAAAAUAUUAACGACUUCAAACUAAUUCAACUAGCAACUUGGCGAGUUGCAAUUAGUAUUUAAGUAGCUUGUUCAUAACACGCAGGGUUAGUUAAUUAGUGGCUUGUUUAUAUUAUGAUACAUUUACACUAGUAGAUGACAUGAAUGAAAUGGAUUUUAUCGCGAAAAUUAGAAAUUGUCACUAUAUUAGAUUUACCGCCAUUUUCAUGUUCAUACGUAUCGUAUUUCUUGAAAUCUCUUAGUAAGUAGGUACCUAUAUCCUAGGAAACACUCACUUGAGUUUCGCCUCCGUCCGGAUGUCAUUCUUCCUAUAAUUUUUUGACGUCAAAUACAUAUCAGUGGUAUUCUUACCUAUCAUCCUUAGUUCAACAACAAAUUUGGGAUUUGAAAAAAUAUUGGUUAAUUUUAAUUGAGUGAUCCCGUAUAGUCUAUUUCUCGCUCUUAGGUAGGUAUAUGUGUUUAUCAAUACAAUAGCCAAAACCGCCCGCUUCGGUUCGGAAGCGACCUGUUAAUUAAAACCACGUACAUAUCAAACCAAAUCCUAAACCUAGCUCGGACUUGGGGGCCGCCACAGAACUUUACCUUUAUCGAUUGGCUUCUAUGGGGGCCGCCUCGUACGAGUGUUGCUUGGACAAUUUACACAGAGUUUAUUUAUUUAUUCAAGGAGGUCUUAUAGUCAAAUUACAUAGAUAUAUUUGAAACUAACUUGAUAACUUCGCCGAUAAAAUAACAAUAAUGGAAUGGAAAAAUUUUAACUGUGUUGCUAUAAUUCAGAAGAUUAUAUAGACAAGUGCUGACUAAAGGAAAAAAUCUGUGAUGGUGUCUGUGAAACAAAAUUUAAUGUAACAUUAGGUAUAUUUAUGUAAAAUGUAAUUAAUUUAUUUGAUUCUUUUGUUUAGUUAUAGGUACAUUAAGGACGUAAAACAUUACUGUCGGUGCGACGACGUCUGUGAGUCUAAAUCAAAUGUAACAGCUAUAUUUUUGUAAAAUUUAAUUAUCUGAUUCUUUAGUUUAAUUAUAAAUGAAGGACGUAAAACAUUACUUACGGUGCGUAAUAAUAACAAUCAUAGGCUAUUGUAUUAUAAAAAGGCAUAGCAUACCUAUAUCCAUUACCUAGGUUUUCGGAAAUAUUAAAUUUAUAUAAAAGAAA
This is a messenger RNA of Plodia interpunctella (Indianmeal moth), 2601 nucleotides long. RefSeq names its product Follicle cell protein 3C (gene Fcp3C). Lineage: Eukaryota; Metazoa; Arthropoda; Insecta; Lepidoptera; Pyralidae. The record is from RefSeq and is a predicted model, not a curated record. Bases 150 to 665 code for a protein of 171 amino acids. The transcript has 4 exons.